Molecule: messenger RNA, 1854 nt
Organism: Lasiosphaeria miniovina
Lineage: Eukaryota; Fungi; Ascomycota; Sordariomycetes; Sordariales; Lasiosphaeriaceae
Exons: 18
Coding region: 1-1854 (617 amino acids)
Biological process (GO): lysyl-tRNA aminoacylation
Cellular component (GO): cytosol; cytoplasm
Molecular function (GO): tRNA binding; ATP binding; lysine-tRNA ligase activity
Source: RefSeq, a predicted model, not a curated record
AUGGCCGACUCGAGCGCUCCAGCGCCCCCAACCGACGAGGUGGCCAACCUCCACCUCGACGAGGUCACGGGCGAGCGCAUCUCCAAGACGGAGCUCAAGAAGCGCCAGAAGCAGCGCCAGAAGGAGGCCGGAAAGGCUGCCAAGGCCGCCGCGGCUCCCGAGAAGCCCUCCAGCAAGCCCAAGACUGCCGCAGGCGACGAGGAGAAGGACCUGAACCCGAACCAGUACUACGAGAUCCGGACCCGCCACGUCAAUGAGCUGCUCAAGAGCCCCGAGACGAACCCCUAUCCCCACAAGUUCCACGUCACGUACGACGACUCCAAGUUCGUCAGCGAGUUCGGCCACCUCAAGUCGGGCGAGUCGGCUGAGGACAAGGUGAUCCAGAUCGCUGGCCGCAUCUACAACAAGCGCGCGAGCGGAUCCAAGCUGAUCUUCUAUGACCUCCGCACCUCGGCCGACACCGUGAGCAUUGGCACCGCGAUCCAGAUUGUCUGCCAGGCCCAAUUGGUCAAGGGGGGCGCCGUUUCGUUCGAGAAGCAACACGAGAAUAUCCGCCGUGGCGAUGUCAUCGGAAUCACUGGCUAUGCCGGCCGCACAAACCCCAAGAACAAGCUGGCCGAGGGCAAGGAGGGCGAGCUGUCCAUCUUCGCGACCGAGAUUACGCUCUUGAGCCCGUGCCUGCACAUGCUGCCCAGCGUCCGUUUCCCGUUCUCGGAUGGCGAGCAGAGAGCCCGCAUGAGAUACCUCGACAUGCUUUGGAACGACCAGACCCGCAACGUGCUUUGGCAGCGCAGCAGAAUGGUCCGCUACAUCAGAGACUUCUUCCACGAGCGCCGCUUCAUCGAGGUUGAAACUCCGAUGAUGCAUGCCAUUGCAGGCGGAGCAACCGCACUUCCUUUCAUCACGCACCACAACGACUUGGAUGUUGACAUGUUCAUGCGAGUGGCGCCGGAGCUGUUCCUCAAGAAGAUGAUUGUGGGACAGUUUGGAAAAGUUUUUGAGCUUGGAAAGAACUUCCGAAACGAAGGAAUCGAUCUUACUCACAACCCCGAAUUCACGUCGUGUGAGUUCUACUGGGCUUAUGCCGAUGUGUACGACGUGAUGGCCUUGACAGAAGAGUUGGUGUCAUCUCUUGUCAAAGAACUCACGGGCUCUUACAAGACCAAGUUUACAACUCAGCACGGAGAGGUCUACGAUGUUAACUGGGAGGCCCCGUGGCGGAGAGUUGAGAUGAUCCCCGAACUGGAGAGAGCUACAGGGGAGAAAUUCCCGCCCUAUGACGAACUCCACACCGACGAGACCAACAAGUUCCUGCAGAACAUUUGCAAGAAGAUGAAGGUCGACUGCGCUCCGCCACUCACUAACGCGCGGAUGAUUGACAAGCUUACUGGAGAGUUCAUCGAGAACACCUGCGUCAACCCUACGUUCAUUCUUGAGCACCCGCAAAUGAUGAGUCCUCUGGCCAAGUAUCACAGGACCAAGAAGGGCCUUUGCGAGAGAUUCGAGGCAUUUGUGUGCAAGAAGGAAAUUGCGAACGCGUACACUGAGUUGAACAAUCCGUUCGACCAACGACUUAGAUUCGAGGAGCAAGCCCGCCAGAAGGAUGCGGGAGACGACGAGGCGCAAAUGGUUGACGAGAGCUUCUUGAAUGCCCUCGAGUACGGCCUGCCGCCAACUGGUGGCUGGGGUCUUGGUAUUGACCGUCUUGCCAUGUUCAUCACCAACAACUACUCGAUCAGGGAGGUGCUGGCGUUCCCAUUCCUCCGCGAGGAGAAGCAGGGUGGCAGGGAGAAGUUUGCGGCCGAGGUUGUCGAUGUGCAGCCGCUGCCUGUGGAGGGCAUCCCCCAUAAAUAG